AUGUCGUUUAAAUCCAUUGUCUCGAAAAUCAAAAGGCAACCGUCUAUCAAAAAAUCCAAAAUUGUCUUAGUCGGCGAAUCCAAUUUGGUCGACUCAGAAACUUGGACAAAUCAUGUUUCUAUCAGAAACAUGACCAAAGAGAAAAAACAUAAAAAUAAGGUUAAAACCGCCGCAAAGAAAUUACUAGCGAAAAUUCUCCCAUCCAAAAAAACCACACAAAAAUGUACUGAGAUGAAGACGUUCGAUCAAGCGGAAGAAGAAUAUGCAUCCUCCGAAUAUUCACAGACGAUUUACGAAAACUCCGACUACGAAGAAACCGAAUCCAUCACAUCAUCCGUGACGAUCUACGAAUCGUCCGAUCUUGAAUUUCAGGUCCAACCUCUCAACCUAACGAAAAGGGACUCGACGAAUUUGAAAGCAGACUCACCAUGUAAACUCAACAAACCUCGCACAGAAACCAAAAAUUCAAGUAGCGUUCCCGGCAGCUUACCAUACUGGGUUCAAUCCAACCUCACGAGACUCCAAUCAUAUGAUUUAAGACCUAAGAACACAAAAUUCAACCCCCUCGUAUUUCCGUCGCUGAAGUUAUUAAAAUUUAAAGUAUUUAUCGACUUUGAAAAUUCAACCGAGGUCAUUAUCCCCGAAGGGAUUUCUUUUGACUCUUUUAAGAGAUAUGUAGCAGAAACAUGCGGACACGAGUUUGGAAACAAAUGUCGAAUAUUUUAUCACCUACCGGCUUUUUCUCCAAGGUGUGAUAACGAGUCCAUUCCGGCAAAUUAUUCCAAGGAUACCAUAAUAUAUGAUCACGAGACCCUCGAAAAUUCUAUUAGAAUUGAUUCAGAGAUUGAAUGGGACAUUCUCUCAUGCGCAUUUAGAGACGAAGAAAUCCAUAUGACGAUACAUUAUUAUGAUUUUAUAUGA
Molecule: messenger RNA, 921 nt
Organism: Acaulospora morrowiae
Lineage: Eukaryota; Fungi; Glomeromycota; Glomeromycetes; Diversisporales; Acaulosporaceae
Source: the annotation of a GenBank genome assembly